This is a messenger RNA of Suillus fuscotomentosus, 1106 nucleotides long. RefSeq lists its product as uncharacterized. The record is from RefSeq and is a predicted model, not a curated record. The transcript has a single exon. Bases 359 to 1033 code for a protein of 224 amino acids. Lineage: Eukaryota; Fungi; Basidiomycota; Agaricomycetes; Boletales; Suillaceae.
CACAGUCGUAUACCUCUCGGGUGUUCCACCUUCGUCCAAAUCUGGCGCGUUGACGAAGAGCACUUGGAACACACGCGGAUGGACGGUUCAGGAAUUCCUCGCUCCCAAUGUCAUUUUAUUUUACCAGAAGGAUUGGACUCCUUAUCUCGGCAAUCGCACUCAAAACCACAAGGAUUCUGUUGCGAUCAUGCAGGAGUUAGAAUACGCGACGGGCAUAGAUCGACGAGCCGUCGUGGCCUUCCGUCCCGGGAUGAGAUGCGCCCGAGAGAAACUUCAGCGGGCGUCGACACGUAUUACCACAAUGCAAGAAGACAUCGCAUAGUCCCUAUUCGGCAUCUUCGGUAUCACACUACCUGUCAUGUAUGGCGAGAAGAAGCAGAACGCACUCGGGCGGUUCCUGCAAGAAAUCAUAGCUCAGUCGGGCGAUAUUACUGCCCCGGACUGGGUCGGAGAACCAUCGGAAUUCAAUAGCUGUCUACCAGCCGACAUCACUUCAUACGAAACUCCACCAUGCAAACUGCCAUCUCUAUUUGAAGAUGAGAUUCAGUCAUUGGUCUCCUCGCUGCGAGGUGUCGUGGCUCUAGACAUGGCUUCGAUAUUGUAUCAGACAGUUGAUUACCUGAGCGCUCCCCGUUUUGCGUACCGUCGGUUGCAUUUGCCUUGCAUCAUAUUUCUAGUCACAGAUGCUAUGCGAAAGCAAAGUCGAGACCAGGAUCCCACAUAUACAUAUGACCUCGAAUCAAAUGGGCUUCAUGACCUGCAGAUUGCCACGGCAGACAAGUUGAUCCCGUUCUCGCGCGCAAGGCCGCCGCCUGCCUGGCAGACAAUCUUGCUUGUUCGUCCAUGGAGCCGCAAUCUCCUGGAGUUGUAUGACUCUGCAGACGAUGCACACAGCGUGGAACUUGAGACCAUGCCCAAGUCUCCGUCGCACGAUUCACUCCCUGCACAAACUGAGCCGAUUUAUUCGGAAUCUCAUUCGCGAGCAUUGCGAUUGAUCGUUCGCCUUGGACAACCUUUUUUGCAUUGUUGCUAGCGCGGCAGCGCGACGGAGAAUCCAAGAGGAUUGCAUCCGAUCAUGAUAUCAUUGCACAGGUUAAAGACAUGGC